This is a messenger RNA of Baudoinia panamericana UAMH 10762, 1299 nucleotides long. RefSeq lists its product as uncharacterized. Gene Ontology annotation, biological process: phosphatidylethanolamine biosynthetic process. The record is from RefSeq and is a predicted model, not a curated record. Gene Ontology annotation, molecular function: phosphatidylserine decarboxylase activity. The transcript has a single exon. Gene Ontology annotation, cellular component: mitochondrion. The coding region runs from base 1 to 1299 and encodes 432 amino acids. NCBI's taxonomy places the organism in Eukaryota, Fungi, Ascomycota, Dothideomycetes, Mycosphaerellales, Teratosphaeriaceae.
AUGAGCACCAUACCACUGAAAGCGGUAAGUAGAUGGUGGGGAUGGGCUAACAGCCUUGAUAUUCCCUACUAUCUGCGUGUACCCGGGUUCAAGCUGUAUGGCUAUCUGUUCGGAGUCAACUUCGAUGAGGUGGCCGAAGAUGACCUGCACAAUUACAGGAACCUGGCGGAGUUCUUCUAUCGAGAACUAAAGCCUGGUGUGAGACCGAUAGACUCAGACCCUGAAGGAAUAGUCAGCCCAGCAGAUGGCAGAGUCGUACAAUUCGGGUACAUCGAGCACGGAGAGGUGGAGCAAGUCAAGGGUGUGACAUACCAUCUGGAUGCGCUACUGGGCAAAGAGCCGACAAGCAAUGCGCAGGCGUCAACGAACAUAGCACGCACUUCGGGAAGCCCGCAGCCAAGUGAGAACAGAGAGCGUCAUGGGGACGAGGAGACGAUUAAGGCGGAUGAGGAGUUUGCCAGAGUGAAUGGCAUCUCCUACACUCUUCCAAACCUCUUUUCCGGUCCUGCAAAGAGCGAUAAACGAAGAGAUGCCGGUCGGGGGUUCGGUUUCUGGAACCCACCGACUUCUGAUCAAAGCACAAAGGCGCAAGCAUCGUCCGAAGCUGAAGUCACAGCUGACCUCGCGCGUACCGAGAAGCCAUGGUACUAUCCGUCCGGCACAGCAAAGAAAGCGCCAACAGCACUUUACUAUUGUGUGGUAUAUCUGGCUCCGGGCGACUAUCAUCGCUUUCACUCCCCAGCUAGCUGGGUGGUCGAGUCAAGGAGGCACUUUGCCGGCGAACUCUACAGCGUGUCUCCCUACCUUGUCCGCAGCUUACCCGGCUUGUUCACGCUCAACGAGCGGGUGGUGUUACUCGGUAGAUGGAAGUACGGCUUCUUCUCUUACACACCCGUGGGCGCAACCAAUGUCGGCUCGAUCGUCGUCAACUUCGACCGCGAGCUUCGGACCAACAGUCUUCUUACGGACACGCUCGCAGAUCACGCUGCGGCACAGGCAAAGGAGAAGGGUGAGACGUACUCUGGCUAUGCUGAGGCGACAUACACCGCCGCGAGCCCAGGAAUCGGCGGUCACGCACUGAAGAAGGGCGAGGAGAUGGGCGGGUUCCAGCUGGGCAGUACCAUUGUCAUGGUUUUCGAGGCACCCAAGGGCCGACGGCCUAGCUUCGAUGAAGGCUGGGACGCUGACUCGGAGGGUACAGGCAGGAAAGGUGGCUGGCGCUGGUGUAUAGAGAAGGGCAUGAAGGUUAAGGUCGGGCAGAAGCUGGGCUACGUUGAGAAGGAGGAUGCGGCAGGAUGA